This is a messenger RNA of Candida tropicalis MYA-3404, 1038 nucleotides long. RefSeq lists its product as uncharacterized. NCBI's taxonomy places the organism in Eukaryota, Fungi, Ascomycota, Pichiomycetes, Serinales, Debaryomycetaceae. Bases 1 to 1038 code for a protein of 345 amino acids. The transcript has a single exon. The record is from RefSeq and is a predicted model, not a curated record.
AUGGUUGAGCCGAGAUAUACAGAGUUUGAAGAAGAAUUUGAUGAUACAUAUAUAGUAACUCCAGAAAGACAAAUUGCUCGACCCGCCAGUAAAGAGAAAUCAACAACCAAUUUCACAUCUUUUAGAGCUCCAAAAGGUAGUAGUCCAUUGAAAAAUCCACCAAUCAAUCGAACAGACUUUAUUACUCCUACUGUAAAUGAUUCACUUAAAGAGAAUGUACCUGAAAGUUUGGAAAAUCUUGCACCCAUUUCAAACUCUCCAAAUUCACCACCUACAAGUAUUAGAUUUAAUAAAAGAAUGAGUAAUGAUCUAGAAGUUCCAACAAGCAAUAAGAACCAACGUAUUGAUAGAAGUAGUACUGGUAGCUCAUCACCUACUAAAAAUCGAUUUAUGGAAAGUUUAAGGAAAAGACUGUUGGGAAAUUCAGUUCAGAUGAAGAUACCCAAAACAGUGGUCGAAUCUUCAUCGCCUCCUCGACGAGCACCAGUGGUUCAAGAAUCUAUUCCAUUAAAAGUUUCUGAAGAUAACAAUGAUAAACAUAGUCAAAGUAUUAUUGAUAGAGUCAAUUCCACCUUAGGAGAGCUCCAUCGCAAUGAUAUUCCCGAACAGAAACAUCAAUCUCCAAAACUCCCCUCGUCCAAGAAUGUGUCACCUAAAUUACAAGAAAGAAAACUACUAUCAAAGUCACCACCAAAUGGUUAUUCUGAUUUACCAAGAGAUUUUGUGGGUCAAGACUUAUUAGGUAAUUCCACUCCGAUUCAUAAAGUGUUGAAGACUGUUAGUUCUGAUUCUGAACAGACUGAAUUGCAAGCUGCAUGGUGGCCAUACCUGAAAUGGGCUAAGCUUAAGAAAAUUGUCAUGCUGAAAGAAAUAACUCGAGAGGAAGCCAUAAGUAAUAAAUUCUUGAUGAAUGAACUUGAGUGUGUGAAUCUCGCGGAACUUACAAAACGGUACGAUUUUUUGGCUAAUUUCAAAACAAAGAGAGCAAAACCAGACCGCAUAAUUAAUUCAGGUCGAAUAUCCAAACGUUCCCAUUAA